Carlito syrichta (Philippine tarsier) is the source of this 2420-nucleotide messenger RNA. RefSeq names its product collagen alpha-1(XXII) chain-like. The annotation marks the transcript as partial. NCBI's taxonomy places the organism in Eukaryota, Metazoa, Chordata, Mammalia, Primates, Tarsiidae. The transcript is spliced from 19 exons. The record is from RefSeq and is a predicted model, not a curated record.
GGAGAUGCUGGGCCCCCAGGCCUCCCAGGGCCCCCAGGAAUAGCUGGACCACAGGGAAGUAAAGGAGAACAUGGUGCAGAUGGUGAGGUUGGACAGAAAGGUGAUCAGGGUCAUCCUGGAGUUCCAGGUUUCAUGGGACCCCCAGGGAAUCCUGGGCCACCAGGGGCAGAUGGAAUUGCAGGAGCUGCUGGACCACCAGGAAUCCAAGGGCCACCUGGGAAAGAAGGUCCUCCCGGCCCUCAAGGUCCAUCUGGAAUACCUGGAAUCCCUGGAGAAGAAGGCAAAGAGGGUAGAGAUGGAAAACCAGGUCCUCCUGGAGAGCCGGGAAAAGUGGGAGAGCCGGGUCUGCCAGGACCAGAGGGUGCCCGAGGCCUGCCUGGUUUCAAGGGACACACUGGCGAUUCUGGUGCACCUGGUCCCCGGGGAGAUCCUGGUGCUAUGGGGCCCCCUGGCCGGGAAGGCUUGCCAGGAAAAGAUGGGGAUACUGGACCCACAGGGCCACCGGGCCCCCAAGGACUGAGGGGACCACCGGGUAAGAAUGGAUCACCGGGAUCUUCAGGAGACCCUGGCCCUCCAGGAAGCCCAGGCCAGAAAGGAAAUAAAGGAGAAAAUGGCAGCCCAGGACUUCCUGGCUUCCUGGGUCCCCGUGGGCCUCCGGGAGAACCAGGAGAGAAAGGGGUCCCAGGAAAGGAGGGGAACCCUGGGAAGCCUGGAGAGUCUGGACCCAAAGGAGAAAGGGGAGAUCCUGGGAUCAAAGGUGACAAAGGACCUCCUGGUGGGAAGGGCCAGCCGGGGGACCCUGGAAUCCCAGGCCACAAAGGCCAUACAGGCCUGAUGGGUCCCCAGGGACCACCUGGGGAGAAUGGACCAGCUGGGCCCCCAGGGCCUCCAGGCCAGCCAGGAUUUCCAGGAUUGAGGGGAGAGUCUCCAUCCAUGGAAACCCUGCGGCGCCUUAUUCAAGAAGAGCUCGGGAAACAGCUGGAAACCAAACUCGCCUACCUCCUGGCCCAGAUGCCCCCAGCACACAUGAAGGCAUCUCAAGGCAGACCUGGGGCCCCAGGGCCCCCUGGAAAAGAUGGGCUUCCAGGUCGGGCCGGGCCCAUGGGGGAGCCAGGCCGACCUGGGCAGGGAGGUCUGGAAGGACCCUCUGGACCCAUAGGUCCCAAAGGUGAGCGAGGAACCAAAGGUGACCCAGGUGUACCCGGAAUUGGGCUUCGAGGCGAGAUGGGACCCCCUGGAAUCCCAGGUCAACCUGGGCAACCUGGCUAUGCUAAGGAUGGACUUCCCGGGACCCCUGGCCCUCAGGGGGAGACAGGACCAGCUGGGCAUCCUGGCCCCCCAGGUCCACCUGGCCCCCCUGGCCAGUGUGACCCUUCCCAGUGUGCCUACUUUGCCAGUCUUGCUGCCCGGCCAAGUAAUGUGAAGGGCCCCUAGAAGAUUCCAGAAAGCCAGAAGACUGCAAUGGAUUUCUAAAACUUGAACUCAAAGCCCAGUGGGCUUGAAACAUCUCAGCUACAUGUUUCUAUUUUUCUUUAUUUCUUUUAUUGUUUGUUUUCUGUUUGAUUUUCUUGAGAGACCUCAAAAUUAUUAAAUCCAACAGAUGCUGCCGGUCGGUCAGAUUAUUAUUAAUAUUAUUAUUGUUGUUAAUUAUUAUUAUUAUUUCAUAUACGAAUGCUUUGUGAGUUGUGUUCCACUCCUUUAAAGUUGGGAAAACUUGAUUUGUGGGGCAGGGGAUUGUUUUUCCAUUCUUCUGACAGCCUCCAACUGAAGCGUAACUGCCCAUUUUAAGGAAACUCUUGGUGCUAUGAAACCUUGACCAGACACUUGACAAAUUUACCUCUUUCCUUGAAAGAAAAAUUGUAGAAAAUGAGCCAAUGGGCUUCUAUUCUCAGUCGUGCCCAGAGAUUGCCCAGGAGGAAAUAACCCAAACAUUGCUACUUCCCAGAAGAGGAAAAUGAAGUAGGAAGAGAAAAAGUUUGCAACCAUGAAGAAAGUUUCCACCUCCUGAUGGAAAUUGCAUGCAGAGAGUACAGUAUCAGCCCUUAGGGAGCACCCCAGUCUCCUCAUUGCUUCAAACUUGCAGAAGCAGAAUAAUGGCCAUGGGUUGACAAUGUCUUUGUGGGAUCUUGUGUCUGGGAUGCCUGUGCAGAGGAGCCAGCCCUUUAGUGUUAAUUUGGUUUCUAAUCUGUGGGUAGGACUCCUUCAAGUUCCUCUUGUUGGUUUCAAUCACAUUAAUUAUAAAACAAGAGUGUGGAGUGACCAUUCACUUGUGUUUUUCUAAUGGUGGGCAAUUGGCACUGACCAGAGAUGUGAAAUCUGUAUCUCCAGGGCUCCAACUUUGAAUAAAUGGUAAUGAGAGCAUGUGUGUAUGUGACAUGGCCUGCUCGAGCAGGUGCUCAAUAAACCCAAGUUUCCUCCUC